This is a messenger RNA of Pseudovirgaria hyperparasitica, 1620 nucleotides long. Its product is annotated as cytochrome P450. NCBI's taxonomy places the organism in Eukaryota, Fungi, Ascomycota, Dothideomycetes, Acrospermales, Acrospermaceae. The coding region runs from base 1 to 1620 and encodes 539 amino acids. Gene Ontology annotation, molecular function: heme binding; iron ion binding; monooxygenase activity. The record is from RefSeq and is a predicted model, not a curated record. The transcript has 3 exons.
AUGACUGCUAGCAGCUUCGCAUUGGAGCAUCCAAAGACAGCUAUAGUGUUUGGUGCUGUCCUCGCGUCCUGGCUUUAUCUUGGAGGUCUAGUCAUAUAUCGUCUAUGGUUUCAUCCACUCUCGAAGUAUCCUGGGCCAUUUCUAGCGAAAGUCACUGAUUGGUACUCUGCAUACCACGCAUGGAAAGGAGACAGACACCUCGAGUUCUGGAGAUGCCACGAGCAGUACGGCCAAUUCGUCAGAUUUGGCCCUAACAGUCUGUCUGUCAACACCAACACGGCCUUGAAGGAUAUCUAUGGCUUCAAGGCAAACGUCAGGAAGUCAGACUUCUAUGCAGCCUUCCCACCCACCAAGGACACCUUCAACACCCAUAGCAGCAUCGACAAGGUAGCUCACGCCCGCAAGCGCAGAGUCUUGUCCCAUGCCUUCUCCGACAGCGCUAUCAAAGCCAUGGAGAACCACAUCAUCGCCCACAUUCGCGUUUUCUGCGACAAACUAGGCGAAAAGGCCUUUCCACGAGGCCGCACCGUCGAAUCCCUCGAAAAGUACUCUCAGGAGAAGUGGAGCAAAGCGCAAAACAUCGCUGACUGGGCUAACUACAUGACCUUUGACAUCAUGGGCGACCUCUGCUUCGGCAAGUCCUUCGGCAUGCUCGAGCGACCCGACAACCGCUUCGCCAUCGACCUCCUCGCGAACGCCGCCCACCGCCAUCUAAUCUGCGGCACCUACCUGCCCAUCCACACCUACCACCUCGACAAAAUCCUCUUCCGCAAAAUCGCCUCCGGCCGCGAGCGCUACAUGGCAUACAGCCGGGCCCAAGCCGCCGAACGCACAAAAGCCGGCCUGGACGUCGACCGCAAGGACUUCUUCUACCACCUCCUGCGCGCCACCGACCCGGAAACCGGCAAAGGUUUCAGCGGACCGGAACUCUGGGCCGAAAGCAACCUGCUCAUCAUCGCCGGCUCCGACACCACCUCCACCGCCCUCGCCGCCACCUUCUUCUACCUCACCCACAACCCACACGCCCUCGAGCUACUCACAUCCGAAGUCCGCACCGCCUUCUCCUCCGUCGACGACAUCCGCAUCGGCGCCACGCUGUCCAGCCUCGCGUUCCUGCGCGCCUGCAUCGACGAGGCAAUGCGUCUCAGCCCCUCCGUCGGCGGCCUGUUACCGCGCGAGAUCCUCCCAGGAGGCCUCACGCUCGACGGCCACACGCUACCCGCCGGCACGGUCGUCGGCGUGCCGCACUACGCCAUCCAUCACAACCCAGCCUACUUCCCGGCGCCUUUCACGUUCGACCCGGCACGUUGGCUUGCGCCGUCGCAUCCGUUGAGCACGGGGUAUACGGCUGCGCAGGUGGCGGCUGCGCAAAGUGCGUUUUGCGCGUUCAGUGUGGGCCCACGCGGGUGUAUUGGGAAGGGCAUGGCGUAUGCGGAGCUGGGGAUUGCGGUGGCGCGCGCUGUGUGGUUGUAUGAUGUGCGAGUGGCGCCGGGGACGACGUUGGGUGAGGGCAGGCCGGAGUGGGAGUGGGGACGCAGACGUGCUGAGGAGUAUCAGUUGAAGGAUACGUUCACGAGUGUGAAGGAUGGGCCGUUGGUGCAGUUUGCGUCGAGGUUAUGA